Lycium barbarum (goji berry) is the source of this 828-nucleotide messenger RNA. RefSeq lists its product as uncharacterized. NCBI's taxonomy places the organism in Eukaryota, Viridiplantae, Streptophyta, Magnoliopsida, Solanales, Solanaceae. The transcript has 2 exons. The coding region runs from base 1 to 828 and encodes 275 amino acids. The record is from RefSeq and is a predicted model, not a curated record.
AUGCUAGUAGGAAAUGCGGCACAGAUGAACUAUACGGUGACUGAGCAAGAGUUUCUUGCUAUAGUGUAUACCUUUGAGAAGUUUAGGUCCUAUUUGUUAGGGUCCAAGGUUAUAGUCCACACUGAUCAUGCUGUGUUGAGGUAUCUUAUGGCAAAGAAAGAAGCUAAGCCGCGACUGAUUUGUUGGGUCCUUUUGUUGCAAGAGUUUGAUUUUGAGGUGAAAGAUCGAAAGGGGUCCGAAAAUUGGGUUGCUGACCAUCUCUUUAGGCUUAAGGAAACUGGGGUGCUAGCAGAGGAACUUGAUGUUGAUGAUGAUUUUCUAGAUAAGCAUGUUUUAGCAAUGUCUAUGCAAGUGGCACCUUGGUAUGUGGAUUUGGCUAAUUACUUGGUGACUGGUAUAAUUCCAGACGAGAUCAAAUCUUACCAAAAAAAGAAGUUUUUGCGCGAUUCUCAUCAGUACUAUUGGGAUGAGCCAUACUUAUUCAGAACAUGCACUUAUAACAUUAUUCGACAUUGUGUUCUCGAGAGUGAGGUGUUGGAGAUCCUGAAGGCUUGCCACAACUCUAUAGUUGGGGGCCAUUAUAGUGGUACGAGUGUUGCUGCAAAGUUUUCUGGUCCAUUUGAAGUGGUGAGUGCUUCACCCCAUGGUGCGAUUGAGUUGAAGUCCGAAGAUGGAACUCAGACAUUUAAAGUUAAUGGGCAUAGGGUGAAGUAUUACCAUGCUUGCAUUGAUGGUGAUAGAAUUGUCAACCGACACAGGCUGAAGCAUGGCUAUACCCCUGACCCAGAGUUAAAAUGGGUAUCACCGUCGUGCAGCGACAUUAAAUGA